AUGGCUGUCAGACACUACUACGGAAAUCAUCAUAGACAAUAUAUCCAUGUGUUAGAAUAUGAUCCCAAAGUCAAAAAUACAAUCAUCACAAUUCAUGGAGGGGGUUGGGUUUCACAUUAUGAGUUUGCAAUUGAUUUCUUACCUUUUGCUCAAGGUAUCAAUUAUGAAACGAAUGUUUUCAGCAUAGACUAUAGAUUAUCAGCUGGUCAUCAUAGUCCAAUUGAUAUUAUAGAUCCAGUGGAAGAUUACGUUAGAGAACCAUAUCAUUUAAUAGAUAUAUUGCAUGGCUUCCAAUAUAUUCUUGAUAAUUUUAACAUUGAAAGAUUAAGUCUAUUAGGACAUUCUGUGGGCUCAUUUAUGACAUUACAAUUUCAAAACUUCUUGGAAGUUAUCCCACCAGGAUUAUCAGAACUUGUUAAACAUGGUAUUAUCACAGAAGAAGAAGAGAAGAACCAAUUGAUAUUCAUCCAUGAAUUUGCAAAUCAAUACAUACCAAAGCUUGACCUGGUAAAUGUGUUUUAUGUUUGUGGUGUUUGUGAUAUCCCUUCAGCUCUUCAUACAAGUAGGGAGGUUUUCAAACAUGGUGAAAGAGAAGCAAAUGGAUUCUGCUAUAUUGAAGAUGUCUUUGUUUCCCCAAAGCACUAUACAGAAUCAUCACCCGUGACAUCAACUCUUAUAAAAUCACCAUUUUCAAUGAUAAAAUCCAAAGGUAAACAUGUUGCUUUCCAAACUGUCCAUGACGAGUUUGUUUAUUACGAUCAACCAUUAAGUUUCAUUAAAUGGUUCAAUUCCUUGCAAAAACCACUGGAAUUCCACCUUGAAGACUUUGGAAAGCACCACAAGAUCUUAACAGACACCAAGUUCUUUUCCAUUAUUUCCAGAGCUCUAAAUGAAACCAAAGACUUAUGA
This is a messenger RNA of Hansenula ciferrii, 909 nucleotides long. Its product is annotated as alpha/beta hydrolase. The record is from RefSeq and is a predicted model, not a curated record. Bases 1 to 909 code for a protein of 302 amino acids. The transcript has a single exon. NCBI's taxonomy places the organism in Eukaryota, Fungi, Ascomycota, Saccharomycetes, Phaffomycetales, Wickerhamomycetaceae.